CUUAAAGAUCCCCUCCGGACAUGUAUUAAGACAUAUGUACAAAUAGUCUGCUUGGAACAAUAUUGUGUGUCUGAUCAUGUUUUUCUGCAAAAAAAGGUAAAACUUUCCACAGUAAAAUCCUUAAAAAGGCGUCUACUCCUUUUAGCUCAUUAAAAAUUCCAGAAUCUAUGAAUAUGCAAAUUGUGUUCAUUUCUAAAGUUUUCCUGCCGGACACAAUGUCGUCUACUUCACUGUAAAGUCCAUUCUCAGUGUAUGUGCACUGAUGACUAAGUUGCACAUUGGAUCAGGAUUGGCUUCCAAACUAUUUGUGAUGGCACUAAUCAUGCUCAUAGGCCCAACCCUUACAAUCAGAUUUUCAAUGAGCACAGAGAAACUUUCCACUUUGAGCAGAUGAAUGUGAAAACAGCCUUCUAGUGUCAAACUCUGCACAUACAUCAUUCUGCACAGUGAAGCUCAAACAUCCAACUGUAGGAACAAGAAGAAAAACAUGUUUUUGAGUGGAGGGGGUCUUAAAGGUGUGAUGAAAAGGAGAAUAUGAUGGAAGUUUCUUUUAUUGGUCUUCCAAGACUUCCCUGUAAAAUGAUGCUACUCCAAAUAGUUUUACACUCUUUCUGAAACUCAAAACCUAACUUAUUGGACUUAAUAUUAUAUGUUUAUACUUUAUUUAUCACAUUGUGUGCAUUGUAAUUUUACUCCUGUUGCUUCUGUCUGCUCUGUAUAUAACAACAUCUACUGCAUGUCUGUUCAUCCUGGAUGAUCCUUUCUCUGUUACUCUUCCUGGACCUUUCAUUGAGUUUUUCCUCAUCCCGAAUUGAAGUCUGAGGAUAGAAGGUGUCGCAUUUUGUACAGGUUGUAAAGCCAUCAGAGACAAGUUUGUCAUUUGUGAUUUGGGCUAUAAAAAUAACAUUUUCUACACUUGACUAGUGUACUUUAAUAUGCCACCAGUUUUGUCUUUCUGGGAUAAAUUAACAAUAUUUGUUCUUAUUCCUUUUAUCUCAUAUUUCUCACUUUUUUUUCUUUACUUUCCAUGGCAGCACUUUUCUUUCCUUCUCACGUUAAUUCUCAUUAUUCCUAUUCAUAUUUGUUGCAUACUUUUUUAUUUCACCCUGUACACUAGUGGUGGAAACUACUCAGAACCUUUACUUAAGUAAAAAUACUCCAUUACAAGUAAAGUCGUGAGAUGAUUAAUUGGCGAGGAAAAAAGAAAAAAACAAAGUCCUGAUGCACAAAUUUGGAUACAUUUUUUGUACUUUUCAACAAUGUUUUGCUCUUUUUGUUCAAGGUACUACAAGGAACUUUCAUUUUAUGUUGAGUCUGGCGGCCCCUUUGGACAAAGGCGGCAAUGUUUUCUCCGCCUCUUGUCGUAAAGAUCUUGAUCCGGCUAGCGCGUGCAUUCGUUUAGGAAGCGAGUGAAAGAAAGAUGUAACUGUUUAAUACUGUUUUUCUUUAUUAAACACAGCUGUUUGUAUUAUGUAUAGCGAUGAGAUAGUGUAAAUUUUGUGGUUAUGUAAGAUUAAAGUUCCCCUCCAGACACGUUUUAAAGUAUGUAAAAAAAAUAAUCUGCUAAGAUUCAUAUUUUGUUUAACAUGUUUAUCCCACAUAAAAAGUAAAACAAAACUCUGAAAAGGGGCUGGAAUCACAUCUACUCUUUCUCCCUCAUUGAGAAAUUCUGGAUAUAUAAAGGCCCGCCCACCACUGCUGCAUGUUAGAUUGACCUGUGCCAGUGAGAGCAUGGAUGUGGGUGAGAGACAUGUUCUUAUUACACACCCAUGGUGAGAGCGGUGUGCGUCAAGAUGGCUAUAGUUAGAGGAAACAUCAGAGAGAUUCAGCCAUACAUGUUUGAGUCUGUUGUGCACCAAAAUAGCGACUAGCAGACGUAUCAGAAUGCACUUUUGGCCUUUGCUCCAGGGUUUGCUGCUUCCCUGGGAGCAUCAGCAUUGGUCCAAACACAGAGCAGCUUCCUCUCACUGGCAUUCUCGGCUGCAGGAGUAGAGUGAGCGAGUAACCGCAAAUUAUUACUGACACUCUGUCCACUGUGAGCCCAGGAGGUGUCUGUGCAGAAACUAAAUCUGGACUAAUACUGAGGACAUGGGAGUCACCCAUGGAAAGAAAAGAGAUCUCCAACAUUUUCCAGGUAGAAACGAGACACACCCGAACGGGUCUGUAAGGCAGACACACCAAAUUGAACAGCUUCAGGCUCCUCCACUACAGAGUGAGGAGGAGGGCAGUAAUCUCAUCAGACCCCAAAAGCCUCUCAAUCCUUUAAUGGCCUCCGAGAAUCACCAGGAGCUCCACAGAGAACUGCGGAUGACCCACAAGAGGAGAGUGUUGCAAGAAGGAAAGACUGAACUCCAGAGGGCUUUAGAAAAGAGGAAAUGGGAACAAAAGAUGAAAGCGAGCAAGGAUCAGGAAGAGGCAAAGAAGAGCAUAUCACCACUUCAUCAAGAACUGCUGAAAAGACAUCAGAGGCUAGAAGAGCUAGAGAGAGACCAAGGACAGCAGCGAGAGGGGCCAGAGUUCCUCCGAGUCAAAGAGAGACUGAGAAGAACUGCAGUGUUGGAUUCAGGAGAAAAAGAAGUGUGACUGUAAUGAUUUGUGUUUGUAUGUUACAUGUUUUCUGUUGACAGUCAGCACAUUGGACUGUUGGGAAUAUCAAUAGGGAAUAUGAAAUAGCUAUUGGAGCUUAGGUGUUCUGCGUUAAAAAUCUGUACAAUAAAUAGAUAAUACUGCUCAGCAUUCAUAGUCAACAAAAAAAUCAGAUAAGGUGAAGUAAGACAUUUGGCAGCAAAUCAACAACCCAGUGAUUAACUGGCCAAAGGUGCAAAUGUAAAGGAACAGUUUUUCUGUUGUGAUCAAUACUAUGCUUUAAUAAGUUAGAAAUCAAAGUGUGCAUAGAUGAAAAACUAAUUAGUGACUCCACUUGAGUAACAUCAGUAAGUCUAUAUGGCUGAAUUAGACUGCUGGAUCGUUAUAGACAGUGAUGACAGCUGAGAACUGCAUGUGUCAUUGUUACAGUAGCUGUAUGUUCACAAGAUGGAAAUUUUUCUAUGUUGUCAGUAUGAGUAUAAUUUUGUGAUGUUGGGGAGUGUAGUAUCAUCAAUAUACUGGUCAAAAAUCUGGUAUCAAGAGGGCACUGACAUGAUGUCUGACAAUGUGACUGAUGUCACUGAGAGUUAUUGUAAUUCUAAGAUAACUAUUAAGACAAUUGUGCCCUUUGUGUGCCCUUCAAUAACAUUAAAAUAUUAUUAAGAUAUUUAACAAUAUGAUACUGAUAUGUUGGAAUGUUUUUUCAUGACAGAAAAAAUUAAAAACAUAGGAAAAAGAAAAA
Molecule: messenger RNA, 3328 nt
Organism: Siniperca chuatsi (mandarin fish)
Lineage: Eukaryota; Metazoa; Chordata; Actinopteri; Centrarchiformes; Sinipercidae
Product: actin-associated protein FAM107A
Exons: 6
Coding region: 2089-2583 (164 amino acids)
Biological process (GO): actin filament polymerization; actin filament bundle assembly; regulation of actin cytoskeleton organization
Cellular component (GO): neuron projection; stress fiber; synapse
Source: RefSeq, a predicted model, not a curated record